Pseudomyrmex gracilis is the source of this 1527-nucleotide messenger RNA. It is a transcript of the gene Rad17, whose product is annotated as cell cycle checkpoint protein RAD17. The coding region runs from base 123 to 1505 and encodes 460 amino acids. The record is from RefSeq and is a predicted model, not a curated record. The transcript has 9 exons. Gene Ontology annotation, molecular function: chromatin binding; ATP hydrolysis activity. Gene Ontology annotation, biological process: mitotic DNA replication checkpoint signaling; DNA repair; DNA damage checkpoint signaling. Lineage: Eukaryota; Metazoa; Arthropoda; Insecta; Hymenoptera; Formicidae.
UCGAGCAAACGUAAUAUUGGACCGUCGUGAGAAACGAGAAGUAAACACAAGUCGGAUCACAGAAGAAUACAAUCAUUAGUAAAUGCAAACAAAGAGUAAAAAUGCGAUUUCUACGAUAAAACAUGGCACAGUUAAAAAGAAAAAGUAGCUGGUGUGUACCGUCAUUUGAUUGUGAGCCAGCGAGCAAGACUCUGGUGAAGCGAACUAGCAAAGGUAAUGAGAAUUUGUUUGAUAAAUCAUUUACACAAGACAGUUUCAAGAAAGUGAGACAUGAGACCAGUCUGUCAAAACUGCUCGAGGCUUGCGAGCCUCAGAAAUCCUCCGAAUUGGCGAUCAGCAAACAGAAGCAGAAAGAAAUUACUGACUGGUUUCAGUGUGGAGCGUUGAGAGGACAGCCGUCUAUGCUGAUCCUCUCCGGUCCUUCUGGUUGUGGAAAAACCGCAGCCAUAAAGUUACUUGCUAAAGAAAAUGGAUUUGAUGUCAUAGAGUGGAUCACUCCCAUUGAUCCAGCUGAAGAUGAAAACAAGCAUAUAAUGCGGCAAGGAGACAGAUUUGAGGAUCACUUGAUUCGCGCUACGCGUUAUCACACGGUACUAGGCAGCUGUUCCAAACAGCUGCUUCUUGUUAAGGAUCUUCCUAAUGUAUAUCAGGAAGAUCACAAGGCCUUUUUUGCUCUUUUAGAAAAUUAUUUCCAGAUAGGAAAACAGCCUGUGAUAUUCGUUUGCACAGAAACCGGAAACUCGAGAUUGAUGCAAACCUUGUUUGCUCCUGCUAUAAGGGAGAAAUUCGGCAUUCGUGACAUUAGCGUAAACGCGGCUACGCAAACCUCAAUAAAAAACGUACUAAAGCGUGUGUCCAAUAUAUUGAAUACCGUUGCCAGCGACAUGCUGCACGUCUCUCAGCACCAUAUCGACGAAAUAUUGUCCAAUAGCAUAGGCGACGUGCGUAGUGCUGUUUUAAAUUUAAUUUUUAUUUCUCUUAAAGUGCCCGGGCGACAUUUGAAAAGUGAUUGCGGUCUGCGGGGGGAAACCUUGGGUCUGUUGCGUGGAAUCGGAAGAGUCACAAAUCCGAAAAGAGAAUCAGAUGGCAAUUCCUUCAAGUUCGUGCAUGAUCCUGAAGAAAUAGCCGGGUACUUUACUUCGCAUUCAAUGGUUUUCGUUCAGUUUCUUCAGGAAAAUUAUUUGAACACGAUACGAACACUCGAGGAAGCCAGUGUAGCGUCCGAUAUCUUGAGCUUGGCCGAAGUUUUCAAUUCCGAAUGGCGUGAUCGUAAUUUGGGUAAAGUCGCAUUGUCGUAUUGUAUCCGUGGCUUGAUGCUGGCCAAUGAAAAGCCUGUAACUGCAUGGAAUCCGGUGAGAAAACCGCGAGACACUCAGAACAUACGACGAUGCUUGAUAACAGCCGAGAAACAAUGGUACGAGUCAAUAAUCAAACCUUCGUCCGUCUCGAAAGAAAGUGAAAAGAUAUCAGAUGAAGAUACGGAAAUGACUAUUGUUGAAGAUUAGCGAAUGUAUAUUGAACUUAUUU